This is a messenger RNA of Mesorhabditis spiculigera, 330 nucleotides long. NCBI's taxonomy places the organism in Eukaryota, Metazoa, Nematoda, Chromadorea, Rhabditida, Rhabditidae. The record is from the annotation of a GenBank genome assembly.
AUGUGGAAACGAGGAAAUUUUGUUCGCAGGCCCGUCGACGUGGUGGAUACGCAAGGCGUCUGCAAGGCCGCCUCGUCGACUGACCGUCUCUUCCGGCCGCCGCCCGACGCGAAGCUGUGCACGGAGAGCGUACCUGCUGCGUCUCCCCACAGGGCGGCCGACCGAUCGCCGAGCAGUGCAGAGAUGAUGGUCAACGACACGAGCGGCAUCGACGAGAGCUUCUGCAUGGACCGAUCGGUGGUCUCGGUGCUCAGCGACUCGGCGACCGGCUCCUCCUUCACCUCUUCGUACUGUACGACGUGCCAGACGACCUCGUGCAUCCAGUACCAC